Aureobasidium namibiae CBS 147.97 is the source of this 423-nucleotide messenger RNA. RefSeq lists its product as uncharacterized. The record is from RefSeq and is a predicted model, not a curated record. The transcript has a single exon. Lineage: Eukaryota; Fungi; Ascomycota; Dothideomycetes; Dothideales; Saccotheciaceae. The annotation marks the transcript as partial.
AUGGUUGAAGGUCUCUUGGGCGCUGGCCCGGUUCUGAACGGGCUGUUCAAGAUCGGUCAAACUGUCUACGCAAUGAUCGCUGUGACCGGGCAAGCGCGUGAUUUGCUUGAUUCUGCCUGUCACGUCACAGCAUCAGUGGAGACUGUCCGGUCGUUGCGUCGACAAAAAUCCGGUCUCCUUCAGGCCGAAGAGAAGAAAUGGGUCGACCGAGUGAUCAACGAUACAGAAAAAACAUUGAACAACGUUGCCUCCCUCGUAGAGCCAGCUCGAGUGGAUAUGCAAACGAAUGCCGGGAAGAUAGGAUUUGUCAAUCGGGCACUCUUUGUGUUUCGUGACUCGCCCAAGGUUGCGACAAACUUCGCCAGACUCACUUUGACCAGCCAGAGUCUCAACACAGCUCUUACCAUGCUCAGCUCGAGGGAA